AUGAACAACUGGACGUAUCCUCAAAUCUCGGCUACGAAUACCACAAAUGACUGGAAUAUCUUAUACCAUCUUGGAGGUAACGGACCUUGGAUUCCUAAAGUGGAUGGAGUUGUUGAAGGCGGAUUGGCGCCACCCGAAGGCUGCAGAGUUGAACAAGUGCAUAUGAUGGCCAGACACAACGAACGAUACCCAACAAGUCGAACAGCCGCAAAAAUGGUCUCCCUGCACAACCGCCUCCGCACACUCGACUUCAACCUGCAAGGCGACCUCUCUUUCUUUCACAACUGGACAUUCUUCAUGCCUCAAAACUACACCUCAGAAAUCGGCAAACUCAUUCCCACAGGUCCCUACGCCGGAACUCUGGGUGCCUUUGCCGCAGGCGUAUCCCUCCGUACCCAAUACCCAGAUCUUCAAGCUGCAUCACUCUCACGCAACCAGACCAAUUUCUGGGCGGCAGAUUCCCACCGUGUAGUGGAGAGUGCAAAGUACUUCGCCGCCGGAUUUUGGGGCAUUGAGUGGCGGGAUGUAGCGAGGUUGCAAGUGAUACCAGAGACGAAAGAGCUGGGCGCGGAUACCUUGACAACAGGAGUAACUUGUACAGAUUACCUCCGCUCUCACAACCCCGAAGGCCGUCACAAAGGCCUUCACAAACUCGUGGAAUGGCAAAAACACUACAUUCCCCCGAUAAUCGCUCGCAUGGAAUUUCAAAACCCAGGGUUGAAUCUAACAAUCCAUGAAGUGUUUAGCAUGCAACAACUCUGCGGUUUCGAAAUCCUAGCCAGAGGAAGCAGUCCCUGGUGCAACAUCUUCACCGAACACGAAUGGAAGGAUUUCGGAUACGUGAGGGAUCUCCUCCAUUACUACCGCACAGGACCUGGGAAUAAAUACAGCGCAGCCCGAGGCUUCCCAUUCUUAAACGCCACCACCAAUGUCCUAUAUACAGGUCCUUCAGCGGGAAGUGUAUUUUUAAGUUUCGUUCACGAUGGCGAUAUUUUACCUUUACUGUCAACACUUGACCUCUUCCCUUCCUCCCCCUUACCCACCGAUCACGCCCCUGACCCCAGGACUUGGAAAAUCUCAGAUGUGGUGCCGAUGGGUGGACGCAUCAUUUUCGAACGCCUCGCGUGUCCGCAAAUCUACUGUCAUUCCAACGCUCCUUUAUAUCCUAAUCACAUUUAUUGUGAUCCGCCAAAAGAUGAAUUGUAUAUCCGGGUCAUAAUCAAUGAUGGUGUGGUAGCUAUCCCAGAUUGUCAAGACGGACCUGGGAAAAGUUGCGCUUUGGCUUCGUUUGAGAGAAAAGUCAUGUUGAGGGGUUGGGAGGUUGGUGAUUUUGGUAAAACGUGUGGAUUGGAGGAGGGAGCGGCUGAUAAGGUUACUUUUUUGCAUCAAUGA
This is a messenger RNA of Aureobasidium pullulans EXF-150, 1392 nucleotides long. RefSeq names its product phosphoglycerate mutase-like protein. Gene Ontology annotation, molecular function: acid phosphatase activity. The record is from RefSeq and is a predicted model, not a curated record. The transcript is spliced from 3 exons. Lineage: Eukaryota; Fungi; Ascomycota; Dothideomycetes; Dothideales; Saccotheciaceae. The coding region runs from base 1 to 1392 and encodes 463 amino acids. Gene Ontology annotation, cellular component: fungal-type cell wall.